This is a messenger RNA of Ooceraea biroi (clonal raider ant), 2335 nucleotides long. RefSeq names its product transposable element P transposase. The record is from RefSeq and is a predicted model, not a curated record. Lineage: Eukaryota; Metazoa; Arthropoda; Insecta; Hymenoptera; Formicidae.
AUGGUGUCAUUCGUCAGCAAUGGCUUGAUGCCUGCCAAAACAACGGGUAUAAAUAUCAAAGUUGAUACGGCAAUGAUAUGCAGUAAUCAUUUUGACGAUGAUUGCUUCGUAAUAGAACAGACAAAACCAAGAGUGAAAAAUGGACCUGUGAAAGAAAUAAAAUGAUUAAAAAAGGAUUCAAUUCCAACAAAAAUGUUAAUAUUAGAAAAAAUAAGGACUGGAGUACCAACGUACACAGAACUUGUGGAAUAUGUACAGGAGAAGCAACGUUUGCGCCACAAAGAAAGUAUGCAAAAUAUGGAAGUAGAAGCUGUAGAAGAUAUAAACGAUACUAAUUGCAUUGAAGAAGUGGACUGUAUUACAACAGAAACUAUGCAACAUAUGGAAUUGGAAAAUGACACAACAAACAUAGAGACGUAUGUACUACAAAAAUCAGAGGAGAUAAAUUGCAAAACAUUGAAAGAAAAAGAACUAUUGGAACAACAAAAUGUACAGUUACGUAUGGAAGUAACAAAGUUACAAACAGAAAUACUCAAAAUGUCAACGGAUAAGCAGAAGCAAGAAAUCGACAUUUUAAAGAAAGUAUUUACACCAGGCCAAAUUGCGAGGUUAACGUCAUCAACAAAUAGUCGUAUACAGUGGUCGCCGGAAGAUAUAGUAUCUGCAAUAAGUUUACGAUCAUCAAGUCCUAAAGCCUACAAAUAUUUACGAAAUGUCAAGAAAGUACCAUUACCGUGUCCAAACACUUUGCACAAUUGGAUUGCUAAAUUUAAUGUUUCAUGUGAUAUUUUAACUGAUGUUUUAAAAAUAAUGUUUAGUAAAGGAUAUGACCUCUCAGUAACAGAAAAAUUAACUAUUCUGACAUUUGACGAAUUAUAUGUCUCCAAUAAAGGAGAUAUAGAUCGAAAACAGCAAAAAGUAUAUGGACCUCAUAAAACCUGCCAAUUCAUAAUGGCUCGAGGUUUAUUUAUAAACUGGAGGCAACCUGUAUUUUAUAAUUUUGAUACAGCAAUGUCUCAGGAAAUUUUAUUGAGUGUCAUUCAACAUCUAUAUAACAUUGAUUAUAUUGUCCUUGCUGUAACAUGUGAUAUGAGUCCAACCAACAUGAAAGUAUGGAAAGAAUUACAAAUCGGAGUGGAUAAUAAUGAACAAAACAGUACAAACACCGAGAAGAAAUGUUUUAUUAUACAUCCUUCAAAUAUUAUAAAAAUAUUCUUUUAUGCAGAUGUACCUCACUUAAUAAAACUUGCAAGAAACAAUUUUUUGGACUCUGGAUUUAACAUAUAAGGAGUUUCUGUCGAUAAAACGUGUCUGAAAGAAUUAUUAACAUUAAAUGAAAGAGAUCUAAAAAUAGCGCAUAAAUUGAACAGAAUGCAUAUUGAUGCCAAAGGAACACAACGGCAAAACUGGCUGCACAAAUCUUUUCCAAUCAAAAUGCGUUAGCAUUAAGAUGGUGUGGAGAAAACGGUUUUAUAUCUUGUACACAUUGGAAACACACUUCUAACGUACUAAAAUUAUUUAACGACUGGUUUGACAUUUUUAAUAGUAAUUUGAAAUACAGUAAAUGUACUGAAUCCCCAGGUAGAACAUAAAACUCAUAAUGACAUCAUGAUGACAUCACUUAAAAGUCAUUUCAGAAAAAUCAUAAUGAUCUCAUUCGAUACAUUUUUAGCAAUGUUUCAGUGACUUAUGUUUGAUCUCAUAUUGACUUUAAUAUGACUUCCAAAGAGAAGAAUAUUACACAAAAUUGAACGGUAGUAGCUUUUAUUUGCAUAAACAAUUAUAUAACUGUAAAAAAAACAUAAAGUUAUAAAAUCUAACCGCCUAUUUAAAUCUACUACGUAAAAAAACUUAGUCUUAUAAACAUUAAAGAAAUGAUAGUUAACUGUUCUGAGGAAUGUGCGCGUUAAAAUAAUUAUAAAAUUAUUGUUAUAAGAGAAAAUAAAGGUCAUUGCACUAAAUAUGACAGCCGAUUUAAGAAGUCCUAUACUACUACAUAACAAACUUAAAACAUUAAAAUAAACGAUAGUUAAUUGUUUUGAGGAAUUUGCGCGCCGCGAUUAAAAUAAUUAUAAAAUUAUUAUAAGACAAAAUAAACUUCAUUGCACAAAACAUUAAUAGCCUAUUUAAGCCCUAUACUACUACACUAUGGUGUCUCUCUCCCUCUACUGAAGUUAAUAGUUCUACAUAAAAAAAUUGGUCUCAUAAACAUUACAACAAACGAUAAAUGAAACGAAUGAGCUGAGGAGUUUGCACGACUAGAUUUUCCGCUGAUUACUUGUGUAGAACCAACGUGACAUCUUCUCCGCUUGUACCAAAUUGCUAUCAGGGAAUG